UAUGGGGAAUAAAUAACUUGUCAGUUUCAGCCGAGUUGCUGUGGAUACCUGAUGUCACAGUAUACGAGGGUUCUCAUCGCACUGGUCGCCAUUUUGUCUUUCUGUCUGCCCCCUGCGUCUGGAGAGAAGGUAUCUCUAUCCGUGACGUCACUGUUGACUCAAACCGUUUUCAUGUUGAUGCUGUCUCAGGAAAUGCCGACUACGUCAGAGACGAUACCGUUAUUACAGCAAUACUUCGCUGUGAUACUCUGUGUCGUGUCUGUGUCCACUAUUCUGACCAUAUUUGUGCUAAAUCUACACUACCGAGGUAUCCACGAAAAACACGUGCCCCCCACCGUCAGGAAGCUGUUCCUCAACAAGUACAUGGCCAGACUGUUCCAUCCGUCCAUCAGUCACCAGUUUGAAGACAGCACGGAUACUGCUAUGACAGAUGACUUUCUCCGGAAAUCCCAUCUAGUGUACAGAAAUCACGCCGCAGUGCCACAGUUGGUCACCCCGUCAUUAAACUCUCGUAGCCUGCUCAACGGCCUUCGGUUCAACCAUGUUCCCAUUGAGUCAAUUUCACUGAACGGAACAACCACAGGUUUUAAAGCACAAGCGGAUUCUGGGACACGCAACUCUCCUCAAGGGACACAGGAUGGCACACUUCAGCCGAUGGAGAAAGAGGUGCUCAGCGAAAUGCUCACGAGAAUUGAUGAACGCUCUCGCAACAAAGAGAUGUCCAAGGUCAUCGCUAAAGAGUGGGUGGACUUAGCAACCAUUCUUGACAGAAUCUUUUUCUUAAUUUGUUUCACAGGGUUUUUGGUCACAUCAAUUAUCCUGUUUACACCGCAUCAUCAUCAGUUUUAAGUGUUGAUGUUGACGUUUUGUUUGAACCUUUGAGCCUCUAAAUAUUUUCUUGCCAUUGUCAACAACAUUGACCUUCAAUGCAGUACCGAAUGGCCUUGUUACCUUAAUCCAAAAUAUCCACCCACCAUAAUGCUGGCCGCCGUCGUAUAAGUGAAAUAUUCUUGAGUGCGGCGUAUAACACCAAUCAAAUAAAUAAAUUAAUCCAAAAUACUGAUUAUUUACCUUAAUUCAAAAUAUUAAUUAUUUGCCUUCAGCCUAUGGCUCAUUUACUCAUUAGCCAGUACUGGUUCUGUAGAAAGUUUAAAAUAUUUCUAGAUAUGACAAAUGGCUUCUUUAAGAUAUAGUUCAGUAAUGUAUUGUUUUUAAAGUACAUAUCUACUUCCACGA
Molecule: messenger RNA, 1236 nt
Organism: Liolophura sinensis
Lineage: Eukaryota; Metazoa; Mollusca; Polyplacophora; Chitonida; Chitonidae
Product: CHRNA7-FAM7A fusion protein-like
Exons: 4
Coding region: 52-849 (265 amino acids)
Biological process (GO): monoatomic ion transmembrane transport
Cellular component (GO): membrane
Molecular function (GO): transmembrane signaling receptor activity; monoatomic ion channel activity
Source: RefSeq, a predicted model, not a curated record